CUACUUUACCUUUACCUUUAUCCCCUUGCGAGUAAAAUUAGGGUUCUUCGUGAUGGAGAGUCCGGGCAUUGCCGAGCUCGAUCUCCCGGACGACGAUGACACUUUGGCGCCGGAAGAAGAGGAAGCGCAAGAGCAACGCCCUGCCGACGAUCUAGAAGUCGAGAUUGUCCAGCAGCGGAUCGUCUUCAUCAUCCCCGCAUUGCCUCCGAGGCCGGAGAUCCACAAGAACAGGAGGAAAGAGAAGCGGCAGCGGCAGCGCGAUCGCGAUCGCGGCCAGAAUCCAGAGCAAUUGCAGGAGAGGCAGAGGGAGAGGAAGCGCCAGAGAAAGGAGAUUAUCGUCCCAAGCAUCAAUCCAGGGGCCUUGGCGAGAUUGCUAGCGCCGGGCCAGGAGGAGAAUCUCAUUCACAGGACCAAGACACUGUUCUUGAGAAAGAGGGUGGAGAGAAGAGGAGGAUUGCGACUGUGGCUGGGCUCCAAGGGGCUGGGAAGGUUUGCGCGGCUCUUCCAGGAGCACAAGAUCGAUGUGAGCGAGCUCUCGCAUCUCACCAUGGAUGCUCUCAAGCAGAUUGGUGUUCUUCCAGUCGGGCCUCGCAGAAAGCUUAUCGCAGCGAUCGAGAAGCUGUGCAUCUGAGCGCUUGGACGACGAACGAAGAACAAAAUUUCAAAGAUUGGAACUUACAAAUCUCAAAUGGUGGUUUCGUAUUUAGAUUUCGUUCGAGCGAAUCAUCAUCUCCGUGCUUCGAGCUUCUUGGCUUCCUUGGCUGCGAAAACAAAGAGAUUCUUGUUUAGCUUCCAGUGGAUGGAUUGGGAAAAAUCUUCUUUUUACCAGC
This is a messenger RNA of Selaginella moellendorffii, 830 nucleotides long. RefSeq lists its product as uncharacterized. The transcript has a single exon. Lineage: Eukaryota; Viridiplantae; Streptophyta; Lycopodiopsida; Selaginellales; Selaginellaceae. The coding region runs from base 53 to 631 and encodes 192 amino acids. Gene Ontology annotation, molecular function: protein binding. The record is from RefSeq and is a predicted model, not a curated record.